ACACGCCCGCAUGCGAACAUCCAAGAGUUACAGAAAGGGACCUAGAAGUAGUUGCAUCUAUUUUUGAUGUGCUACGACCAUCGUUUGUCUACUCCUCCUCGUCCUAGAUGAUAAACGGACAGAACACUUGGGAUUUGGGCUCACAGAAUGAGUGCCAUCGCCACCGAGGACCAGGACAUGUUCUGUGAGAAGGCAGUGGCCCUCAUCGUUGACCUCUGCCUGGAUGACAGCCCUCUCCUGAACCUGGAAACCUGUCAGGAUUUCCUCAUGCUUCUGACCAAUGAAAACCCCAACAUCUCCAGCACAGACAUUUCCUUCAGUCUCCUGCUGCUUGUAUUUGUGGUGUGUGGUUUGGCCCUGCUGGGUGUCAUCAGCGUCGCCACCUGGAAGCUGUGCUGGGUGCCCUGGCGCAGCAAAGUGCUUUCCUCUAGCGCCACCGCCCUUGCCCCCACCCGGCCAGAGAGAGGCCAACACAGAGAAGAAGGUCACGGUGACUACUACCCAACCCUCAGAGACAUUAUGGCAGCAGACAAGCUGAAGGAUCCUGGGAACUUUCUGGAGGCGGCAGUGAAGAUUAGUCAUACGUCGCCAGAUAUCCCUGCAGACGUGCAGCUGUCCAUGAAGGAUCAUCUGCUGAGACGUACGCGUAUCUCACGGCAAACAACCGAACCGGCCUCCUCUAACAGGCACAGUUCCUUCAAAAAACACCUUCCCAGGCAGAUGCACCAUGUCACCAGUCUGGACCGCGGAAGUGAAUUUUUAGACGUGGAGGACCUUCCCACCUGCACCGCUGCUUCUCUUGGCCGCAUCCAACCAGAACUUUACAAACAGAGCACGAUGGAGGCUGAGGAGUCAUCUAAGAACGGCUCUGCCAAAACAUGCGGCAAGAUCAACUUCUCCCUAAAGUACGAUUACGAGGGAGAGCUCCUCCUCGUCACCAUCCUCAAGGCAUUGGACCUACCCGCGAAGGAUUUGUGCGGCAGCUCCGAUCCUUACGUCAAGAUUUACCUGCUCCCUGACCGCAAGCGUAAAUUCCAAACUCGUGUGCACCGCAAGACGCUCAACCCCACGUUUGACGAGACCUUUCAGUUUCCGGUCCAAUAUGAGGAGCUGGGGUCCAGAAAGCUCCACUUGAGCGUCUUUGACUUUGACCGCUUCUCGCGGCAUGACAUGAUUGGCGAGGUGAUACUGGAAAACCUUUUUGAAGUUUCAGACCUGUCCCGGGAGACAUCUAUCUGGAAGGACAUCCAGUAUGCCACUAGCGAGAGUGUGGAUUUGGGAGAGAUAAUGUUCUCUCUCUGCUACUUGCCAACUGCAGGGAGACUCACACUUACUGUCAUCAAAUGUAGGAACCUCAAAGCCAUGGAUAUUACCGGUUAUUCAGAUCCGUACGUGAAGGUGUCACUGAUUUGUGACGGGAGACGCUUGAAAAAGAAGAAAACUUCCAUAAAAAAGAACACACUGAAUCCAACCUAUAAUGAGGCGAUUAUCUUUGACAUUCCCCCAGAGAAUAUGGAUCAAGUCAGCCUACAUAUAUCAGUUAUGGACUAUGAUCUAGUGGGACACAAUGAGAUCAUUGGAGUCUGUCGUGUAGGGAUCCAUGCCGAGGGGCUUGGGAGAGACCACUGGAAUGAGAUGCUUGCUUACCCUCGAAAACCUAUCGCUCACUGGCACCCGCUCGUAGAGCCCAAGAAGUCUGAGAAGGAGUGGAAGACUCGUACCGCAAGCUUUGACAGUCAGGGCUCAUGCCCAUCUCCUAGACUCCCCUCCAGUCCAUAAGGAAGGGAUGACCUCUCUCUACGUCUUUAAGCCAAGUAUCUCCCAGGGACUGAUGGUGAGAUCCAAGAUAUGUCCUUGGACAAUGUGUGACGCAGCUUCUGUCUGUGCGGACAUGUAUGAUGGAGCAAGAAAAAAGAGGGUGCUCUUCAAACCUUUCCAAGUGCAAGUAAGCCUAGCCAAGUUUUAGCUUUUUUGCGUUUGGAUUGAAUUGUUGCUUUCUUACAUUGGGUAAAUUCACAAGCCACUACCCGAAGAGGUUGAACGAUACACUUCGAGAUGAAUUUAAGCAACUCAGAAGAGUAAAAGGGUGUAUUUGUUGAUGAAUAUUGUAUAAUUGGUAGAUGUAUAUUAUAUUUUAAUUGACAUUAUAAUAGUACGAAGAUAUAGUUUAUUAUAUAUUUAGCCUUAACCUCCUUCUCGUUCUCUUUUGUCUUCUUUGAAUAUAAAAUAAAUGUGUUAAGAGAUUUUUAUUAUUGAAGAGAUAUGUGAAGUCCUCAAUAUGUUCAGCCUAUUGAGAUAUAUUAGCCAAACUGUAUAUUAUUUACAGAGCAGAGAUAUUCCAUUGAUCUUCCUUUUGUUUGUGAAGUAGUGAAACUGUUCUGCCACCAAAAAUGCCAAUGCCAAGAAUAAUUUAUAUCCUGUCUUCAAAUAUCUCACCAUCGGUGUAAAGUGUAGAGUUUUUGCUUUGUCCGUAUUUAAACAUUUUUGCUGAAACAAGUUGCUGAUCGUUCUAUGAGUAGUUAUUAUCAUUUGUCAUAAUUUUCUUUGAUCAAGUUGAGUUCAGUUAAAUGCAUCCAUGCACAGCUACAUCCAUAACGUACAGCUGGCUAAAAUCAUCAUAAUUUCACCACGCAGUUAUUGUAGCUUCCAAAGUAAAACCAUAGGGUUGUGUGUCAGAUCUAAAGGACGCAAAAAAUCCUUGGCUUUCUAACAAGACUUGAAAUAAUAUCAUUAUGUAAAUUAGAAGUACUGUUUUACAAAGACCAAUUUUGUAUUUUACAUAAAACGUGAUAAAUGUUUACUGUUCUGUAUUUUUCCUGUUACCUUUGAGGUGUUUUCUCUUCAGAUAACAUGAUGUAUUUUAUUGGCUGGCCUGGCUGGAACUCAUUGUAUCAAUAAUCACUGGAAUUGGUGUUUCUGUAUGAAAUGCCUGAUUCAGAGCCACUUUUCAAUUUUAUAUUGAGACUUUGUAUUUGUAAUGUACAGUUACUGUUUCAGAACAUCCCCUUGUACUUGAAAGGUGUGAUUAAAUUUCCUCGCUUCUA
Onychostoma macrolepis is the source of this 3044-nucleotide messenger RNA. RefSeq names its product synaptotagmin VIb (gene syt6b). Gene Ontology annotation, molecular function: calcium-dependent phospholipid binding; clathrin binding; syntaxin binding. Bases 148 to 1779 code for a protein of 543 amino acids. Lineage: Eukaryota; Metazoa; Chordata; Actinopteri; Cypriniformes; Cyprinidae. The record is from RefSeq and is a predicted model, not a curated record. The transcript is spliced from 7 exons. Gene Ontology annotation, cellular component: membrane. Gene Ontology annotation, biological process: regulation of calcium ion-dependent exocytosis; regulation of dopamine secretion; cellular response to calcium ion.